GAACAUAGUUUGGCCUCUGUGCCUGCGGCCACCCUGGCUUACUCGUCAGUAUGUGGACACAUGGUCCUAAGGACUAAAGAGCACAACCACACAGGGCUUUUGAGAUCCUCCACCACGCCCGGGUCAUUCUCCGGAGCUCGCAGCAAGCUAAGCAUCGACGCUUUUGGCUCAUGAGGCUACAACGACUCGCCCCCUCAAUUCUGCUGCUUCGAAACCCUACGUGUGGGCUGUUGGGGCGGACCAAGGAUUGGGAGUCAUGUCGCGGGGUAGACACUCCACGGCAGGACGGCCGUUAUGCCCAAUGCAUGCAGUUUGCCUCGACCGUUUUCGGUCCCCUACAUGAUGCAUGUCGGCCGACGGACUGGUACGUAGAUGCUGCUGCCGUGCAAGAUCCAAGCUGUGAGGCGACCGGGUUGGGUGGCCGCCUGCGGUGCGCGAGGCUUGUCGCACACCGCCGGUUCGUUGGUAAGCUGAUGCAGGACGCCAGCCAGCGCGGGUCCUGCUGAUGGUAAUCAUGGAUUCAUGGCAUGCCCCAGAUGCAA
This is a messenger RNA of Emericellopsis atlantica, 542 nucleotides long. RefSeq lists its product as uncharacterized. The coding region runs from base 171 to 506 and encodes 111 amino acids. The record is from RefSeq and is a predicted model, not a curated record. NCBI's taxonomy places the organism in Eukaryota, Fungi, Ascomycota, Sordariomycetes, Hypocreales, Bionectriaceae. The transcript has a single exon.